AUGUACGUGCCGUCCGACAGCUUUGGGGGCAUGAGCCCGGAGCGGAGAGCCGCCCAGUCGCUGGCCACCUUUUUCACCUUUGUGGCUGCCAAAGUGGUGAUGUCGCAGCUGGAGGGCAUUGGGAGGAGCGACUUGGGCAGUUACAAUGCCGAUGCGAGCAACACCCUGCGCCGCUUCCUGCAAAAUGAGCCCAUGAAGGACAGCGCGGAUUGGCUGGCCAGGCUGACAACGGAGAACGAGAUGCUGGGCAUACGGAUAAUGGAGGUGAGGGCUGCGUAUGCUAAGGAGGACUUUGAAUGGGACAACCUGAAGCGGCUUGCAAUAGAUGGGCUGGCCGCCGACAAUACGCGGCUGCUGCGCCAGCACGCCAACCAUCGCUUCACUGCCAUGCUAGAUCGGGCGGGGGGAGAUGAGCACUGA
Messenger RNA from Chlorella variabilis, 420 nucleotides. RefSeq lists its product as hypothetical. The transcript is spliced from 2 exons. Gene Ontology annotation, biological process: ribulose bisphosphate carboxylase complex assembly. The coding region runs from base 1 to 420 and encodes 139 amino acids. NCBI's taxonomy places the organism in Eukaryota, Viridiplantae, Chlorophyta, Trebouxiophyceae, Chlorellales, Chlorellaceae. Gene Ontology annotation, molecular function: protein folding chaperone. The record is from RefSeq and is a predicted model, not a curated record.